Molecule: messenger RNA, 1307 nt
Organism: Punica granatum (pomegranate)
Lineage: Eukaryota; Viridiplantae; Streptophyta; Magnoliopsida; Myrtales; Lythraceae
Source: RefSeq, a predicted model, not a curated record
CAAUGGUGGAGGAGUAUAAGGAAUAGGCAGAUGGCACGAAGAAUGAGCUGCUGACUCCCCACGGGAUACUUUCGGCCGCCGCCACCCCCCGCCGCCGGCGGAACGGAACCCUCUAUGCUUCCUCCGAGAUUCUCCGUUCCCCAGACAGAAAUAAUACAUUAAAAUCUCCUUUUCCUUUUUCCUAUCAUUUUUUAAUGAUAAAAUUAAUUUCACUCGACCAAACACUAGCCAAGAUGAAUUCCUAGUUCUGCACCAUCCCCUCCUCCAUUUCCACCCGCCCUUGCUCCCCUCAGGAUCUGCGCUUCUGUGGGUCAGUGGGCGGUGUCCGAUUGGGGUCCAAUUCUCGGGGAAGAAAGGAAGUGGCGAAAUGCUGUGCAAGAUUGUGUCGGUGACUCGGAAGAAACGAGACGGGUCUGUGCCGGUUUACUUGAAUGUCUACGAUUUGACUCCGAUCAACGGUUACGCUUACUGGGUCGGCCUCGGGGUCUACCACUCCGGCGUCCAAGGGGUUGCUGAUUACAUAAUCUGUUUGUUCUUCCAUGAUAGUUCAUGGCGUUGAAUAUGGAUUUGGAGCACAUGAGCAACCCACCACUGGGAUUUUCGAAGUGGAGCCUAAGCAUUGUCCCGGUUUCACGUUCAGAAAGUCAAUUCUGAUCGGACGGACUGAUCUCGGACCUAAAGAGGUCCGCAUAUUCAUGGAGAAACUGGCUGAGCAGUACUCAGGGAACACGUAUCAUCUCAUCACGAAGAACUGCAACCACUUCUGCAAUGAUGUGUGCCUCAAAUUGACUGGCAAACCGAUCCCUCGCUGGGUCAAUCGGUUAGCUCGACUCGGUUUCCUCUGCAAGUGCGUCCUUCCAGCAGGGUUAAACGAAACAAAGGUCCGGCAUGUUAGGUCAACAGAGAAUCAGGUCAAUGCAGUCGAUAAGAAGAAACUGAGAAGCCAGUCUAGUAGGUUUGCGUCCUCUUCUACUAACCCUCCACCUAAUAUCCGUUCAUCUCGCUCCCUUCGUUCUUUGGGUAAAAGCAGUAGGCAAAGACUCUCUAUUUCUCCAUCCUCCUUGAGUGAUGGCACUGCAAACACAACCUUAACCGUAAAGGUUUAGUGUAAAGCAGGUCUUGAGUCAGGUUAGGUUUGUUUAGAACAGGUGAAUGACGGGAGGGGAAACUUGCAAAUGCUUUUUUCUUAAUCUUCUUCCUCAGCUCUUCAUCUGGGAACACCUGGUCUGAAAUUUCAGUUUACAGUUUUCCUCUGUAUAAUGAUUUGCUUUUCAGUUGGAAAGAAAAUUGGCCGAUUUCCUCCAUGA